This is a messenger RNA of Pygocentrus nattereri (red-bellied piranha), 3617 nucleotides long. RefSeq names its product protein MTSS 1-like. Gene Ontology annotation, molecular function: phospholipid binding; actin binding. Gene Ontology annotation, biological process: adherens junction maintenance; positive regulation of actin filament bundle assembly; plasma membrane organization. The transcript has 16 exons. The coding region runs from base 414 to 2762 and encodes 782 amino acids. The record is from RefSeq and is a predicted model, not a curated record. NCBI's taxonomy places the organism in Eukaryota, Metazoa, Chordata, Actinopteri, Characiformes, Serrasalmidae. Gene Ontology annotation, cellular component: cytoplasmic side of plasma membrane; actin cytoskeleton.
GUCGUUGCCACAGCAGCAGCUGCUACUAUCUGCUGCAGUCGGAGGAAGACGAAAAGGGCUCUUACUUGUUUGAACCUCUUCAGAGUAUCUUUUCUUUACUUAAGCAUUCCUUUCAAAAUCAUUGACUUUGAAGUACGUGGACUGACAUCAGUCAUGCUUCUUAAAACGGAGUUAUGGAAAUGUUUUCGUCGCGGAAAAGAGAGGGAGCUCUGAGUCUUGCAGCGCACUGUUUUCUGUAGCUCACUCACCGCCUCAUAGCGAUACAGUGGCUGGAGGGGGGUUGUGUUUUUGAGCCUUGCCGGAUAUUAAAGUCACAAACCGACUGGAAAACUGCCCGUUUUCAUCCUAUUUGGAAAGGAGAAGAGCUGUGGUUUUAUUUGUACCACUAGUUUAGCUAGUUUUGAGGGACAAAAAUGGAGGCUGUAAUAGAAAAAGAGUGCAGUGCUCUCGGAGGACUCUUUCAAACCAUUAUCGCUGACAUGAAGAGCAGUUAUCCAGUCUGGGAAGACUUCAUCAGCAAAGCAGGAAAAUUGCAGUCUCAGCUCAGGACAACGGUGGUGGCAGUGGCUGCUUUCCUCGACGCCUUUCAGAAAGUGGCCGACCUGGCUACAAGCACGCGAGGUGGCACCAGAGAUAUUGGCUCCGCUCUUACCAGGAUGUGUAUGAGGCACAGAAGCAUCGAGGCGAAGCUGCGGCAGUUUUCAGUGGCGUUUGUCGAUUGCCUGAUCAAUCCUCUGCAGGAGCAGCUGGAAGACUGGAAGAGAGGAGCCAACACCCUGGACAAGGACCAUGCGAAAGAGUAUAAGAGAGCCAGACAAGAGAUCAAGAAGAAAUCUUCAGACACCCUGAAGCUACAGAAGAAAGCAAAAAAAGCUGAUGCCCUGGGGAGAGGGGACAUCCAGCCACAGUUGGACAGCGCCGUCCAAGAUGUGAACGAUAAAUACCUGCUGUUGGAGGAAACUGAGAAGCAGGCAGUGCGGAAGGUGCUGAUCGAGGAGAGGGCACGCUUCUGUACCUUUGUAGCUAUGCUUCGGCCUGUGGUGGAUGAAGAGAUGUCCAUGCUGGGAGAGAUCAUCCAUCUGCAGACCAUCGCUGAUGACCUCAAAGCUCUGACAAUGGACCCCCACAAACUGCCCCCUGCAAGUGAACAGGUCAUACAUGACCUGAAGGGUUCGGAUUACAGCUGGUCUUACCAAACCCCUCCUUCCUCUCCAAGCACCACAAUGUCCAGGAAGUCCAGUAUGUGCAGCAGUCUGAACAGUGUGAACAGUAGUGACUCGCGCUCCAGUGGCUCGCACUCUCACUCCCCUUCCCCACACUAUCGCUACCGCAGCUCCACUCUGCCGCAGCAGGCCCCCGUCCGCCUCGCCAGCGUCUCCUCCCACGACUCGGGCUUCGUCUCACACGAUGCCUUCCAGUCCAAGUCGCCUUCGCCUAUGCCCUCUGACUCCGCCCCACAGACUGCCUCCAGCUCUGGCUCAUCGGAUGCCUCUGAGACGUGUCAGUCAAUCAGCGAGUGCAGCUCUCCUACUUCCCUCGGCUCGGCCGGGGCCUCCACCUCCACUGAAAAGUUGUCCAAUGGCUACGAUCACUAUGGGCUUGGAGAGUCCACGUACCUGUCCGGUGGGGUCUCCGGAGGGGCCUUCCCCUUCCUCCCCCCUCCUUCCUCUUCCAUCUCCUCCUCCUCCUCCUCCUCCUCAUCCACGCUGAGAUCAUGGUCAAGGCCAGGCUCUGGCCUCCUGCCCGAUUACCCCCAUUACUGCACGCUGGGUCCCGGCAUGCUCCCCCCGUCCUCCAAGAUCCCCAGUUGGAAGGACUGGGCUAAGCCAGGACCAUAUGAUCAGCCCAUGGUGAACACACUGAGAAAGAAAAAGGAGCCAAAGGAGGCUGCAGAUUCAAACGGCUCUCUCCAGCCGAGCCCGGCCUCCACUCUCCCCGAGGACAGCCAGAAGGCCAGGAGCAUGGGUCCCACAUCAAAGGGGGAGGAUAUGGAGGCCCGUGAGGAAUUGGCUCUGGCCCUGUCUUGUGGACUGCAGCUGGACACUCAGCGGUCCAGCAGGGACUCUCUCCAGUGCUCCAGUGGCUACAGCACACAGACCACCACACCCUGCUGCUCUGAGGACACCAUCCCUUCUCAGGUAUCUGACUACGACUACUUUUCUGUGAGUGGCGACCACGAGGCAGAUCAGCAGGACUUCGACAAAUCAUCCACCAUCCCACGCAACAGCGACAUCAGCCAGUCCUACCGCAAGCUCUUCCAGGCCAAACGCCCAGCCUCUACCGCCGGCCUCCCAUCUACACCAGGACCGGUCAUAGUCACACCUGGGGUGGCCACCAUCCGCAGGACCCCUUCCUCUAAACCCUCAGUCCGCAGAGCCACAGGUGGCGCCGGCCCCAUCCCCAUUAAAACCCCUGUGAUUCCAGUCGUGACCCCUACUGUGCCUGAUUUUCCAGGGGGCUUUUCGCUUCCUAGUAAUGAAGAGGUGGAGGAGUUGGCCAGCCCAGGCUCCCCCACGCUAGGCGAGGACGGGGAGCAGGAGGGCAUCCUUCCUGUGGCUUCCUGGAGUGGUCAAGCCUCUACUAACCCUCCUCUGCCUCCUGGGCAGCAGCUCACAGCUGCUGGGAUGGAGAGGCAAGAGGGAGCACUAGAGGAUCUGGACCUGGAAGACCAGCAGGGGGACACCAUGCUUCUGGCUAUACGGCGCGGAGUUAAACUGAAAAAGACCAUGACCAACGACCGCUCUGCACCACGCAUAGCAUAAGAGGUCGAGUAAUUAAGACUUUAAGGUUUAUUAAGAUUUAAUGACAUUACUAAGCCAUCUAAGGGGGAUAGAGGGUUUCACCUGCACCGAUGGCCUGUAAACGCAUGUUUAUUCCAGUGGAGAGACAUUGACUCCUGAUUGGACUGUGCAAAGUGCUGGAUGGAGACCUCUCCUGAUUUUGUACCCUGUGUAGAAUUGCCUCCUUGAACUUUCUUUCUCUCUCUUUAAACUUUCCUCUUCUAUUGUGCCAAAUUCUGCUUUGUUGUGUAUUACCUUGAGGCUGAACUAUGGAGGUAACCUGAAGUAAUAUAGUACCUAAUAAGAGAGUUUAAUCCAUUAUAGUUUAAUCCUUUUUUGCAAGGUUAGUUUAUUUUAUUUAGAGAGACGUAUGAGGCAUUGGGUGAGUGCUGGUAAAGUUGCUAAAGUGCAGUCUGUCUUCAUUUUUCUUAGAUUUCAAAGCAUUACUUUGUGGCUGGACCCCUACAAUCACACUGUAAAUCUUCAUAACUUAUCCUAUAUAUUCUCCUCAAAUCUGUCUUCAUUAGCUUAAGUUUUCAUAACCGUACUCUGUGGCUGGUCCCCUGCUAUCACACUGUAAAUCUCCAUAACUCAAAUCUGGCAUCUGUCUUGAAUAAUUGAUACAUGAGUCUAAGAAGAGAGCAAGUACUUGGCCAAGGAGCACUGAGGCCUAAAGAAAGAAUAUAAAAGUGAGUGUCAAAGCAAGCUUUAUUUUCUUAUAUCGCAAGUGUUUUACUUUAAAAAAAAAAAGUGUUAUUUUUUAAUGUUUAUGUGCAUAAUAUCUCACAAAUGCAUGUCGCCUAUGCCACUGACAACUCAGCUGCUUGAAUCUCGUGA